This is a messenger RNA of Knipowitschia caucasica, 1176 nucleotides long. NCBI's taxonomy places the organism in Eukaryota, Metazoa, Chordata, Actinopteri, Gobiiformes, Gobiidae. The record is from the annotation of a GenBank genome assembly.
AUGUCGUCUCUCACCGUUCCUCCACCAACAUGUCUGAGGAGGCCGCUGGUCGUCCCGCAUCGACACAUGUUUGGACCGGGACCGUCCAACGCUCCACAGAGGAUCCUAGAAGCAGGGGCCAAGCCUGUGAUCGGACACAUGCACCCAGAGAUAUUUGAGAUCAUGAGCGACAUAAAGAGUGGCAUCCAGUACAUGUUCCAGACUCAGAACAGAGUAUCGUUUGCAGUGAGUGGGACGGGGCACACGGCGAUGGAAUGCGCCAUUUUCAACGCUGUGGAGCCCGGGGAGAGCGUCCUGAGCGCGGUCAACGGCAUCUGGGGUGAACGGGCAGCCGACAUGGCAGAGAGGAUAGGUGCCAAAGUAAACACUAUUGUGGCGCCCCCUGGUGGAUUCUUCAGUCUGGAAGAAAUUGAGCAGGCUUUGAUACAAUACAAACCUGUGCUGCUGUUUGUGACCCACGGAGAGUCCUCAACCGGGGUCUUGCAUCCUCUGGCCGGCAUCGGAGCUCUCUGCCACAGGUAUGACUGCUUGUUACUGGUUGAUUCUGUGGCAGCGAUGGGAGGAACACCUUUGUAUAUGGAUCAGCAAGAGAUAGACAUUUUGUACACAGGAUCUCAGAAGGUGCUGAACGUUCCUCCAGGUACAGCUCCCAUCUCCUUCAGUGACAGAGCAUGUCAGAAGAUUUUCAACCGUAAAACCAAACCAGUUUCCUUCUUCUUGGACCUGAGCUGGCUGUCAAACUACUGGGGAUGUGACGACAAGCCAGCAAGAGUCUACCACCACACUGGGCCCAUCACAGCUUUCUACUCUCUGAGAGAAGGCCUGGCUGUCCUUGCAGAAGAGGGUCUUGAAAACUCCUGGAAACGACAUGAGUCCGCAGCAGAGUAUUUCCACUCUGGUUUAGAGAGCAUGGGCCUAAAGCUUUUUGUCAAGGAAAAAAAAGCCAGAUUACCAACAGUUACUACCAUUGUGGCUCCGCAUGGAUACGACUGGAAAGAAAUCACAGCGUACAUAAUGAAAACUCAUAAUCUGGAGAUAUCAGGAGGACUUGGUCCCUCUGUCGGUCUGGUCCUGCGUGUUGGACUGAUGGGAUGCAACAGCACUAAGGCCAGCGUUGAUAUGGUUUUAGCAGCUCUCAAAGAUGCUCUGAAACACUGCCACAAGAGCAAAGUGUAA